UUUUUGUUUCCUUCUCAAUUUUAUUCACAUCAACUUUAUGUUGAGGCGGAUUUGGCCUUUAAUUUCUGACCAGAGUGCGCCUUUAAUAUUUCCCUGAUUUUACAGAUGGUUAUUUUCUGGUGAAUUUGCAAGUAUUAGUUUGUUCUUCAUUAUUUUUAGCAUCACGAUGAAUCCCUGACCCAGAUUAUUUCUACUACACUAUGAUAGUUGAUUUUUUUAAGACAAUGAUUGUGUACCCUGGGUAGAAUAAUAGGAAUUGAUUUUGGAGGUCAUACUCGUCUCAUAUCAGGUAAUAGAAAGCUUCAUAGUCUCUAAAGUGUUUUUAUUUAUAGUAAUAACCUUUUAUCAGGCCAAUUAUUGACAAUAUUGUUUGGAUGAAGACCCUUAAAAGAUUAUGUGAAGUUUAAUGAAAGAAAAUAGUAUAUUGUGUGUGGUGUCCUUUCAUGAAGUUGGAAGUUGGUCUGUAAUUUGUUGAUGUAGAAAACAAAACAACAUUGGCUGUUGGUAAGACUAGCGAUUCUAUUCAGACUGCAGCAGUCUAUUGUAGUGCUGCAGCAGUUUGCAGCCAUUUAUGUAUGCUUCAAUAGAGAAACACUAUAGCAGACUUUGGCUCUAUGCUGUGUUACCAGUCUAGGCAUAGGGUAUUUACUGACAGGAGGCCCAUCAAAGGGGGGAACGAGAGCGCAUCGCAGUGCUAGAACCUGAACCGGUUGGGUCAUGUCCAUAAUAUACAUGUAGCUCGGCUGACUAGCAGUGCGUUGCCAGAGCUAUGAACAACAUUGUGUAGGCUGUGGCUUCAUUCACUCAGUAGUAAUCGCACCGGGGAAGGUCUAUUUAUGUCAAGGCCCAAGGCUAUACAUGUACAAACAUGGCCUAUCACUAGCUACAUGUAUUGUGAUGAUGCCCCAAGAGUUCAGUACUCUGCUUGUGGAAAAUAAAGAGACAAAAAUAUUCAGAGAAUAUACAUGUAGUACAUUGUGGAUUGGAGAAAUGUCGGUCGGUAUGCCCUAGUUCUACCAGAACCUCUGCAUAACUAAUGAACGUCUGCUGCCAUGCAAGUCUGAACGAUGAGAGAAGCCAUGCAGCCAGACUUAGGGAUAUAACGAGCUUAUUUCUGAAGCGCGUUCCAGCUGAGAAGUACAAAGGGCAGAGUGAUGAUGAGAUACUUCUUCAUGUGUUUAAGGAUGCUGUUUCAUUCACAUUCAAAGAUAACAGCCAGAGCAGAGUACUUGAAUCAUCUUCAAGCCAAAGUCACGAGAGUACGCCAAAUUUGAACGGGUGUCCAACCCCGCAGCAGGUGCAGGAUUCAGAGCCCACCAGUCAAGCGACUCCUAACAUAUUCAGUCUAAUACAGGGAAGUCCUUCAAAGGUUACAAACAAGCAAGAGUGUAUUCAGGAUCAAGUAGUUGGCCAGACCAAAAGUCAGGUCAAGACAGAAUCCGUGUUCAACUCUGAGGAAGCGCAGCACAGCGUAUCCGGAAAUACCACUAAUCAAGACCAGGUCAAGGUUGAUAGUAAGAGGUCAUCUUCAUUCCCAGUCAAAGGGAUUGGACAAGCCUCUCAGAACGCAGUCUCACACACACAUCGAGAUACCAUCAAUGAGACUGCCUGUGCACAACAAAAAGCCAAAGAUAUUGAUCAAGCCAAAGUAAGAGGAGAAAGGAAGGAAAAUCACGAGCAGUAUCACCGUCAGGAGUGUGGGGGCUCGCAGGUAGAGUCCACCAAUCACCUUUCUGAAAGCGUCUUUAAUCAUAAUUCAUCAGCAAUAAAUAUGAGUCAGUGGAGUGAAAGCCAGAAGGGCGCCUGGCCCAAUGGACCAGUCACCUCAAGCGGUUGGACUCCAAUGGAUCCAAGCCAUGGCCAAUCUGCUAUGAGCCAAGACAAUGGAAAAGGCAACAGUCAAUCUGGAAGUGGCGUAAUGAGCUCCAUCUGGGGGUCUAGCAGCAGCAGUGGAUCCACCCCUACAUCCAGCGGCUGGGGUGGUAUCCCAUCUAGCACUUCCUCCUCCUCGCCGUUCCAUCCCGGUCUCUUUCAGAACUCCACCAGCAACGGGCACAGUGGUGGUUCCUCAGUGUGGGGCACCCCUACAACCCCGCAGCCAGGCGGUAAGGGGUCCCUACCCUUCGGGGGCACCAACCCCAUUUCAGCACCGUCUACUACCUCAGCAAGCAACCCAUCUACGUCUCAGAGCUCAGGCUGGGACACCAGUGCCAAUCAGAACGGGAUGGAGCCCCAGCCGGCCUCCACUCCCACUAGUGCAGAGAGUAACCCGCCCGUGCCCACUUCACAGAGCAGUGGGAGUGCCCCGAGUAAUGGGAACGGAAACAGCGGCAAUGCAAAUGAAGGAGGGUCUGCUAGCAAUGGACAAGAGCCACAGCAACAAAUUCCAACUUCAUCCACUGUCACCAGCAAUGCCCAAGGUUCUUCUUGGGGAUCCAGUAAUCCACCUGGUCCAUCAACGCUUACAGGGACAUCUGCUUGGGGUGCUCCUCAACAGUCCUCGGGUGGAUGGGGUGCAGACCCUUCAGGACAAUCAGGUGGUCAAGAAAACAAGCAAUGGGGUGGUGGAAACAGCAUGCCAGCCACCAGCACCAGAGGAUGGGGUGGUAACAACCCAAUGCAAAAUCCAAAUGAAGUUACUGGCACUGGAGGAUGGGGUAAACCUCCUCCUUCUGAAGCGACAAGUGGAUGGGGAGGUAGACCUUCAACUACUCCAACUAGUGGACCCCCUCCAGGACCACCUUCAGGAUGGAACAAAGAGGGAAACAAAGAACAACCGGCUACUCCUGGAUGGAACAAUCCUCAAUCAGGAUGGGGCAACCAGCCUAAUCAACCUCCUGGACCUGGAGGAAUGAAAAAAGACCAACCAGAUGGUGGACAGUCUGGUUGGGGCAAGCCACCAGGAAAUGGCUCUUGGGCUCAGACAGCCAGCAAGGGAGCCCCUGAUCACAGGGGAAUGAAUCCUGGAGAAACAACUCCUGUAGAUCAGGCUUCGAUUGCAGCACUGGUGAAGACACCGUGGGGAAAGAGACCAGUCAACCAGGAAAUGAAAUGGGACAGUAAGGCCCCUCAACAACCUAGUUCAAACCAGUCUGGGACAUCAGGCUGGGGCUCUCAACCUGCAUCAGACCGACAGUGGGAGAAGGCUGAACAGCCAAAACAGUCUGCUUGGGGUAAACCAAACCCUCCACAAACUCCAACAGAAUCAUCUUGGGGAAAUCAGCCACCUUCCUCAGCACCACCCACAAGCUCUCAGACUUCUGGCUGGGGACCACCAAAAGAGAGAAAUGAUAACCAGGAUCCAGGUUGGGGUCAACCACCUACAACAAGUGCAUCAUCUGGAAUGCCUGGAGGACCAGGCCCACUUGGACCACCUGGGAGCCAAGCUAUAGGACCUCCAGGUAGCCAAGCCAUGGGACCUCCUGGUCAGCCUGGAUCUCAUGGACCACCUUCUACUCCUGGUUUUAGCACAGAUAGAUCGAGUCCUCCACAGAAAGAUGCCAUGGAGACAGGAAGCAAUGCAUCAAGCAAUACUCCACAGCCACCAGCUGAAGACCCAUCUCAGAUGCUCCCUGGACCACCCCCUAAGAAGAUAGUGGCAACUGGUUGGGGAGAUGUUAGUAUGGUCACUCGCCCAGGCAUGCAAGCCGUUGACAAUGGAACCAGUCAUUGGGGUGACCCCAGCGACCACAACAGGCGCCUCACCCGCCGACAAGCUGGUGGGCACAUGCCGCAGAUGGGUGGCAACCCCCAGAACAGUACUAUGCAAGGGCCACCCCCUUCGGGCCCACAAGGUGAUACCGCUAUGCCUCCCUCGUCCAUGAUGCCAAAUGCUCCGCCAUCGCAGUUUAAAGCUGACAACCAGUGGGACGACAAGAGUAAACCAAGUGGCUGGGGAGACUUCCCUAACCAACGAUCCAAUAAUAACAACAGCAGUGGAAGCAUGUGGAACCAACCAGGUGGUAGCAAAUGGGAUCAGUCUUCCACAUCUUCAUGGGGCCCGUCCAGCAGUACUACUGGCAGUACUCAGAGUAAGGAUUCUAUGCAACAAAACUGGCAUGAUGAUAAUAGUACUGGCUCCAUUGGUCAUUGGGGAGAUGAAGAAUGGGAGAAUCGUUCCCAGAGCAGCGAAUCGUCUAUGUCAGGAUGGAGAGGUGGACCUAAGAAGCCCAGGCCCCCAGGACAGCGUGAAUCCAACCAUUACAUCAGCAAGCUCAAACGAUUGAUGGACUAUGGAUACCCCAAAGAAGUGGCUGAGGUUGCCCUGCGCAAACACAACUUUCAUUUUGAAACGGCUUUGACUGAGCUUCGCCAGAUUUCAGACAUGAUGGAUCAAAACAAGAUGCCAUCUGGGGAUGUAGAUGAUCCAGUACGACAGAUGUCCCGAACCAUGAGCAACAUGGGUAUCGGUGACAAUCCACUGACCUCUGGCAGUGACUUGACCAAUGCAAACAUGCUGCUCAACAACAGCCUGCCUGGAACUCUUCCCCUUGGAGGAAAGCCAAGCAACAUGAUGGGCACACCAGGAUUCAUGCCAACUGGUAGCGUUGGCCAAAGGUUCAGCGGUCAACAACAGGUAAUGGGUCAGCAGCCUGGCAGUCUCAACCAACCCCCAAGAGGACCUUUCAACCAGCAACAGCAAAUGAUGCAACAACAGCAACACCAACAGCUGUUCCAAGUCCUGCUCCAGCUUGCUGUACAGAGUGGCAUUGUCAACCAGAGCCUUCUGCAGCAGCAGGUGACUCCAACACAGAUCAUGAGCAUUGUUCAACGCUAUCCUCAGCUUUUGGCCCAAGCCCAAGCUCAACAGGGUAACCUUGCUCAAGUUGGUGGGGGAAACAGUGUGGGCAAAGGCAUGGGCUCUUCUGCACCCAACCGUUCUCAGCAGGAGUUGAUGGCACGCUUUGUUCAGCAGCAGCUGCUUCAAGGUCAGCGACCUCCAGUGUCUCGUCAACCGUUCCCACAACGCCCCAAAAUGCGAAGUGAUUCUGAGAUGUACUCCAACACCAACACUUCAUCAGACCUGCUAGGAAACAUCAGCAACAUGAAUCCUGAUAUUGGUAUGCGUGAGCCACUACAGCAGUCUCGCCUUCAGCAUUUGUUUGGCAAGCCUGGAGCGAAGAAUUUCCCCCGAACGAACCGGUCAGAGUCGGUCACUGGUCUCCCUGACAACAAUCGCAGAGGUUCUAACUGGUCUCGCAGCAACUCACCAACCCCAUCCGACAGUAUUCCUAACAGCGCUGAUUCUGCCUUCUCUGAUGGCUGGAACUUCCCCCAGCCGGAAAACCUUAGCUCCAUCACUGAUGAUGUUCCAGAGUUCAUCCCAGGUGUACCAUGGAAUCCUCAGCCUAGCCUUGAUGUCUCCAAUGACCCAUCAGCCACUCCAGGAAUGUAUGCCCCUACUAAGUCUUCUGGACGUGACAAGGAUGACAUUUCUGGUAUCCUGACCCGUCCCAUGAAACCCCAGGCAUCAUGGUCAUCCAAUCAGCCAGGAGGAGGACGCAAGACAAGUUGGAAUUAUGAGGGCGGAAGCGGACAAGGCUUCUCAGGAACUGGUGGAAAUGCAGGUUCUCGCUCGAACCAGCUGUGGAACAGUGCUCCAGGAAACCAGCAACGUGCCACCAGACCACCUCCAGGACUGGGUGAGCAUCCUCACAGUAAUUCCUGGAGAGGAAGUUGGGAUGCUCCCUCUGGUAAGAACCCACUAAUGCAGGGGCAUGCAGUAAUGCACAGAUCAUCCUGGUCUUCUGGAAAUGGAAUUUCUGGUGCAAACUCCAUUCUCAUCUCCGGCGUCACAUCUGAUAUGAAUGUGUCUGCCCUGAGGAACAUCUGUGGUCAGCAAGGUCAGGUGGACCAGUUCCAGGAGAACCGUGCCCAAGGUUCAGUCAUGGUCACCUACCGAUUCCCCGAUGAUGCCACCAAGGCCCUCAACACCAUAACUACCACCUUCCCCAAUGUGAUCGCAGAGCUUGUCUCCCCCAGCGAUGCAUUCUCCACCCCUGCCUCCUCUUCCUCCGGCUGGCCCCAGGGAGGAGGCAGCAGCGGCAGUAAAUUUGGCAAUGGUGUUCUCCCCAGCACCUCCAGUGCCUCCAGCGCCGGAAAGGAUGACGUGUCGGGCAGCAGCAAGCAGAGCUGGAGCGCUGGACUCCCUGGCAUGCCAGGAAGCCAGCUGUGGUCUCCAGGUCCCGGUGGAUCCAUGGGUUGGAGCCCAAUGGACGGAGAUUCCUCCAGUGCACCCAACUUCAGCUUCUUGCCUGGAGACCUCCUCGGAGAAAGCACCAACUAAGAUGAAGUGAUACUGAAUCAUUCUCAUCGCCAAUACCCUCUAUGGUGCUAUAAAAAAAACUAAAAAUCAAAUUGCCACUCAAUACCACUUGAUUAUUAUAUUAUGUAUAUCUUUGUGAAUAUAUCUCAAGCACUUGACAAUUCAGCCAUGAUGUGAUUGUUUAUUAAUAUUAAUCUAUGUUUCAUCUUACAUAUGAAGGCAUGUGUAUUGUCAUCACCAUCCAUCCGUUGCAUGCAUAAGUAACUUAUGCAAUUUUAUCUUAAUGUACUUUGUAAGUAAAUUGUGCUCGGGACACUACUGUAGUCAGUGAAAUACCUUGUUUUUCAUAUGAAUAACUUUGUACUUGUGUCAAUAGACAGUUCUCUUGUUGUGGUUGAUUGAAUAUCAACCAGGCUAACUAUUCAUCUAUGUCCUUUGGAUUUUUUUUUCUCCUUUUUCGAAACAACUGCUAACAAGACUUCCAGAAUGACAAAUGUGUGCAUUCGGUGGUGGGGUUUUGGAUCAAAACUUUAUACUGAUUCAACAGCAACUUUAAGCUGCCAAAGAAAGUAAAGUAAGAUUUGACAAUAAUAAUGUAUAUAUUAUAUUUUUCCCUGUUGAUGAACAGAUUUUUGUGAAGAGUGUUUUUUUUUUCGCUGUGCGAAACUUAGCCAAGCUUGUGGCUGUCACUUUGUUAGACACCCCCAACAUCUGAACUACCUGGAAGCCAUAAUCGCAGCUCAUUGACGGAUUGAUCUUGCGUACGACAGUACAUGUGCAAUGAAAUAAAUGUGAUUUGUUUAAAAGAUGUUUGGAGACUUUUUCUCUUCGUUUACGGAGCCAGCUGUGUGGAAUCCCAGAACACUAUGGAAUAACAAUGGAUUGUUAUGGAACAGAACAAAGGACAAUUCACAGGAUGGACAAUGUUGAGUCAAGUAUGUACAGGGCAUGUACAUUCACGAUAAACAAUUGCUACGCAUUAUAAGCUCUGUGUGCUCCAGUGCGAUAAAAGCCAAACUAGCUGAAACGAAACUGACAGAUUGAGGAAGAAAAGAUGGUGCCCUGAAAAAUACAAUUUUGUUUGUUUUAGCGAGAGAUACAAGCAGAGGAUCCUGGGUUCUGUAUUGAAAGACAAACGGCUGUGCUGAAUGGUGAAUGCUGAAGCCUUCUAAGGAGAAAAAGUACUCCAUCUUGUCAUUACAACAUGUGAUGCAAGAUGAAAAGCAUGAAAAAAGGAAGUGAAACAUUUUCUUGUGACUUUUCAUAAGGACGGAUGGUGCAAACUACACUGUAUUCCAAAGCAUUUUUCUUUUAAUGUAUAUUCUGUGUAUCGAUGACUGAUGCAAAUUUGUGUCGUUUGAUGAAGUAAUAAGUAGAGCAGCGUAUGUCGGCGUGUCACAGAGAAAAAUAGAACUUGGCUCAUCCAAGAUAUGUCAAGGUCGCAAAGUCUUCACUACCAAUGCGAUUCUUAAGUGCAAUUUUAAUUUGGUUUUCCUUGUGCAUAACAAUGGGGCUUUGUGGCAUAGUUACGCCGAGCCAUGCUGGCGUGUGGAUGGCAUUAAUAGAUAAAAAUGAGAAUAAAUCAACCGACAAGUUCAGUCUGCUUCAAAUUCCAGGAGUGCUCCGCCCUUGACGCGAGACCAGAGAUGUUGCCGAUCUGAGUGUUUUGUACAAGUUGGAGAGCAUUACGGAGUACAUUUAACGUGUAAUAGAGUUGUGGCUGAACCGUUAACUGAAAUUGAUCUUCACCAGCUGUCAAUUUAAUGGGAAAAAAAAACUGAGUCGUCUUUCACUCGGAUUAACAGUGUAAAGCAACGUUUUGUCUAUUUUGAAUACUGCACUUUAUUUUCUGGUCGUAAGUGGCAUUUUCUGCAUGAUUAAGUCAGAAUAGUGAACAUAUAGGAUUAUUUACACAAGUAUUUUAUGUCUUUAGAGGAAAGCAUUAAAGAGACUUUGUUUGGUGGAUAAGUAAUAAGAUAACCAUGGUACUCAUUCAUUAUUGCAUUAUUAUUCUGUAGCUUAAUAACUGUUGUCAUCCGUUUACUCUCAUUGUGUAUCAUUAGCAUUUUAUAAUGUCCAAUUGCAAAGCUGCAAAUAUUUGGGAACAGUAUUUGACAGUGCCUACUAAUUCAGUCAAUCCAUUCUGUGAAAUUCAAGAGGUAUAAUGUUCAAAACAAAAUGUUUAACAAAGUACAAAAAUGUGGAAGUUUUAGAACACUUUUAUGCAAGUAGGGUAUGUGAGUUUCUUUUGUUAAAUCAACCCUUAUUUUGACUAUUGAUGUGUAAUUGUCAUAACAUUGCAUUGCAUUGUAAGGUGAUCAAAUCUUAAUUCAUUGUUUAUACACUACUUUUAUGAAAAUUUUGCAUAGGAGAUCAUUCUGAUACGUACAUGUAUAAAUAUGUUUUUGGCUAUAAAUAUAGAAAUAUAUAUAUUUCGUGUUAUAUAUGUAUGUUGAUCACUUAUCAUAAAUACAAAAAUUCUUUGUGUUGUCAGCACUGAUAUAUUUGUACCUUCAAAAUGCUUUUUUUUAUUUAACUAAUUUGCAAAACUAGUAGGAGAAUGAUUGAAGGUGGUGAAGAAAAAACAAAGAAAUAACUUCUGAAAUGUUGAAGAAUAGCUUUUAUUGUUGGGAGGGAUUGUAUUCAUUUUUUUUUUCAGUGUUUGUCUUUUAGUUAAGUUACCCCUUUAUCAGGGAAAGACACUUAUUCCAAACCAAGUGCAGCUGAGGUUUAUGUCUAGACUUUAUCUCUUUGUUUUCUUCUUUUUCCGGAAAAAAAAAUGAAGAUUCCCUUGUGCUGGCUUUAUUUUUCUCCUCUUUAUGUUCCUACAUGUGACUUGAUGAACGAAAUAACCCAUAGUCUUGGUUUCCUCCACAAACGAAAUGGAAUGUUUUUCAAUCACUCUUGUUACGUUGAGAUAUCAUGACAUUGUAUUGUAUGACAUACUAGUACUCUGCAGGCACUCAAUGAUAUUAAGAGGAUCAUAUAGGUUUGAAUGAGGUUGUGAACUCCAUUGUUGAUGAACAGAAAAUCAUUAAAAUCUGAAAUACAUCCGUUUUUAGACAUCUUCUGAUACUGAAUGGUUGCUUAGAGAAUUAGAAAGGAAAUGAAAUCAGCCAAAUUUGUGCCUAGUGCCUUUCUAUGUCAGUCUUUGGUUUCAAUCUAAAAUCAAACCCCCAGCUCAUAUCACAGGCGUCAUGAAUGAGUAAACUGGCAGGAUUAAUUCCUUGAAUGCACCAAUUGCUUGAAGUGGCAGCUUGAGCCGAAGCUGGGUUGAUAAUAGUGCGCCUCAAGAGUAGAUGAUUACUAGUUAGAUAACUCUGUGUAGAUGCGUACGAAUUGUUAUUAGUACCAAGCACUCGAGUAUACCGGAGUGGUUUUGUUAUAAUUGUGGUCCAGUGCUGGUGCUUGUCCUGACAUCGUUGAUGUAUGAUUGAUCACAGUUUCUUGUAAGAUAACUUUAUGUCAAUGUUAUCAAGAUGCCAACUAACCAGCUAUCUGUGAUUCUGGAAACUGCCUUUUCUCCGUUGUGGAAAGUCAGGGUGUGAUUAGUAAUUGCUCUCCAAAAGCCUGAUAACCUCAAAACAACUUUCAGUAUGGAUUCCUUUAAGCAACCAUCUUCAAAUAUCAUCAAUGCCUAACUGUAGCAUCAAUGAGUAUUACUAUCUAAAAGUAUCUAAUACUGUGGUUUAUGCCUUUUACACUUCCCCAAUCUUAACUUGCCACAUUGAAAUCUUUAUAGCAAAUCACAUGAGUAGGUCGAUAGGGCUUUUGCACAAUUGCCAGGAUAGUAUUAACAAGGUUUGAUCCUCCAAAUGAAGGAAAGGUUCAACAACGACCUUAAAUGCACUGCUUUAUAUCUAUUCACACUGUUGUUUCAAUAUCAUUCAGCUGGUUUUUACUCUUAAACUGCCAGUUAUUUCAUGCCUUCAUGUAAAUGAUAUUUGUCAAUUCUUCAGGAGUAUUCUUUGCAAAAGUGUAAUGAGAACUCUAGUUUUCUGACCACAUUUUGUACUUUGGUUUCGCCGUCUUUUGAUCGUACUCAAAUUUUGCAGUGAUCAAAAUCUGCUCCAUGAUCAAUCUGAUAUAAAUUUUGGUGUAAGUAUGGCCAAUAGCCAUUAAUAAUGAUAAUAUUUCAAACCAUCAUUGUAUUGUAGAGUGAUUUAACUGCAUGCAAUAAUCUGAUCAUGAUUUUAUUUCUGCUGGUUCUAUUGAUUUGUUUUUAUAACAAAAAUAUGUUGUGUGCUUUUGGGGUUCAAAUUCAACUCAUAAUAACGGAUCUAUUUACCAACAUUCAUUGUAUAUUCUCCGUCUUAAUGCAGAGUAUUUCCAUUAAGAAUUGCUGAUUACACAGACCUUUUUCAAUCAAUUGUAGAUCGGAUAUGAUUCUGGUCGGUUGAUAGUCUAUGCUGUGAUCACCGUAUGCAUUGCAACAUUGAUUGACUGUUUUGUGUCCUGGUUUUGAUUCCUUGCAAUAAUGAAGUAUCCAUCACACAUAUUGCACAGCAGUGUUUCCGGUAAUACAACCAUUCAAAUCUCACAUACUCUACUCCAGAGCUUACCUCAAUCUGUAUCUCUCUUUUUUUUCUUAAUGCAAUCUGAAAGGACCAAAACAUAAACAGCUGUCUCCUCAUCAGGUGUGAAUAAUUAUUUGAGAUUUGACAGAUUUAUAAAUGGGCCUCCUCUUUGGCAAUACUAGUUAUAAAAAGGAGUGUCAGGAGAGAAUGAGUGGUUCUUCAUCAACCUAUGUUCACUCUUUCUUGAGGUUCUAACCCAAUUGGCCAUCCAAGAAUUCAAUCUUGAGGUUCAAGCCUGAUUUUUCCUCCGAGAAGUCGAUCUCUCAUGUAGAAACGCAUUCUUAAUCAUCUUAAGUAGGGGAUCUCCCUUGGUAAUGGAUUGUAGUCUUAGGCUGAGGAGCGUGCACAUUUCAGCUUGCAUUUUGAAGAGCAUACACAGUAGAGUUGGAUCUUGUAUAAGUCAUUCAGACCUAAACCUGUUUGCAUCAUGACUUUUAGGAAACGGGAUAAUAAAUCACCCAUUGGUGCAUUAUUUUGUGGGAAAAAUGAUCAAAAUGUGGCUGUGUAAUCCUGGUAUGAAGCUCAUGAAAUAGCCUGCUGAUUGCUCCUUCACUAAAAUAUACUUCAGACUGUUCUGAUUGGGUCUGUUGUAUGGGAUGAGACGAAACCUUGGGCUGAUGUAGAUUGGCUUAGAACCAGGGAUCUCUGUAUCUUUGAGGAGAUAAAGCUUUUCUGAAGAUUCUCUAAUUCCCCAUAUCUCUCUGCGAUGUUAAGCGAUGAUAUCUUGUGUAACAUUUUAAACAGUAUUAACUUGGAUCUGUACUCUCUUGACAUGAAAUAAUCUGGAAAGGAGAUUGGGAACAUCAGUACAAGUAAAGGUAAUGUCUAGAAAUUUGCUUUAUUGCCUGGCUGGUAAAUUACCAUUUCUUGAGAGAAGAGUUGAUUGGUGAUAAUACUGAAAUUGUCCCCUUGCACAGAUUUGUAGCAUCUCCACAUUGUACAAUAAAAUUUGGAGUGGAUGCCUACUAAUCUAAAGUAAAACGUAAUUCUGCUUGUGAUAAGAAUCGGACACGCUGGUCUUCCAUGCUUGAACAUAGCCAUCAUGAAAAUGUGUUAUAACCGUGGUAACAAGCAGAUUCUACAAAAUGCAGGGGUGUGAUGUCAUUUCACUCCUUUAAGGGAAACUGGGAUUCAACAAUUCAUUGAUUCAGUUGGUUACCAAUCUAAGAAGUAUGUCAUGAUUUUGUGCACAUCUUGCUUCAGCUAACAAAGUAUUCCAUCUCAUUUUUUUUCCUAUUUAACCUUGUGCAAUUUUAUGAUACUUUAUCUUGGUAAAGAAAAAAUCAUUAUUUUUGUGUAGAUACACACUGAAAAUUACAAAAAAAUAAAAAGAAAAAAAAAUGGUGCCAGUAUAUUUGCAGGGAUGUUGUCAUGUGCGACACAAAUCAUGACAAAUGCUGUUUGUUUCUUUUUAUUUUCACUUCCUCUAUCCAUAGAAUAUAACACAAUGUGUGCCACAGAAUUUUCUAUUAUUGGACUAAUAUGAAUUAAGUAUAUUUGUUGAAAAGUAGUGUGUAAAUUCCUUCUCUGUUUGAAAAUGAUAAGAUUAAAAAAAAAAAUGCCCAAAACGUCACUAGUAACUAGUGGGGUGACAAUUGAAAUAAGAGAAAUGACUAUCAAUUUUGCUGAGAUUUUUAGUUUUUUUUAUGGUAUUUUCUGUCAAACUAUGCUGACUUUUUGAUGUCUCCAUGCCCCUCCCUCACCAGUGAUCUUUCAGAAAUAUAUUUGCCUUGUUGUAUGUAGCUCUUUUAGAAAUGUUUUCUUUGUUUAAAAUGCAAAAGAUACCAAACAGUAAUUAGCUAAAUUAUUGAACUUUUAAAAAUGAUAGCCCUCUUCUGACCAGUACCAUCUAUUAGUAAUGAUUUAUUUAUCUACCAUAAUGGUGUUGUGUAUCUUAUAUAAAAACAAAAGGAUCAUGCAAUAAGAUAAUAUAUAAAAGAGUGAGAAUGCUGGAAUCUGAGAUUAAUUUUGCUCCACAAAGUCCUGUUUUGUCAGGAUUCAAUUAACUGGCCUUUAAAAUCAGGAAAACUGAUCUGGGUAAUAGGUAGCAAUUGGGCAGUGUUGCUGGGAUUAAACGGAAAGUUGCUCUUCACAGAGCCCUCGUAAUGCUGCAACGGAUUAUAUUUUUCUACCCAACGUCUUCGGUUACCUGGUGGUGUCUGAAGAUUCAGAAACCCCAAGGUUUAACAAAAACUUUCUGUAUCAUUUCUCAUUGAGACUUCAAUGCUCAAAAUUAUUUUCUUUUAAUUAAUUGAGUAACGGGCAGUUGUUUGCCAGUAAUGGCAUUCCACAUGUCUUUUUUGAUAGCUUUCAGCCAAUUCUGCCCGAUUCUUGGGAUAUUUCCAUCACGACAGAUCAGAGAAUGUGGUCCUUAUGACAGUUCGAACUUUUCCUUGCAAUGAAAAUCAAGCUAACAACGAUGUCAAAGAACGUGGGAUAAAGCGAUCUGCAAAUGCCUGCUUGAUUUUUGCAUUGAGUUUUUCACAGAACGGUCAAAAGAGUUACACAUGUGGAAUGUUUGAAUCUGGUUUUAUAACUGCUGUGUUAUAGUUCCCCGAAGAUGUCAGUUCUUUUCAUGUCUUUGAUGAAUGUCUCCCUGAAACUGGGGCUUCUAUCUACAGGGUGAUUUCUUUCUCAUUUCUUUCCAUCCAUCAGUGAAUUGAUAAUGCAAAUGUUUUUUACAGUGAACUAAAUUAUUAUUCUGUUCUUAAACCUACAUGUCUAUGCUGAAGAUGCAGAAGAAUUGGGACAACCCAAGAAUUAUAGGACAUUCAUUCUUUGCACAGAUGUGUAGUGUUGACUUGGGGUGCCCAGGUACAAGGAAAUUAUUAGGGACAAAUUUAAGAUGCCUUUAUUGCCAAUGUUGUAGUAUUAAAACCCACCUCCAUUUGUGGUGUAUAUGUGUAAAUAAAUGUGUGUGUACCAUGUUAACUGAAUAUCUGUGCACAAGAACUCAUUUCUCUUUCAUUAGCGAAAAAAAUCUUAGGGAGCGAAUAUACUGAAAGAUCAAAACAUUCAGAAAAAAAAAGCCUAUAGUACAUAUAAUUUUGUUGUGAAAUGAUGCUGCCAAUACUAUAAAAAUUCAGAAAAUUUGUAUUGAAUACAUUGCAUGCAGUACAGCUUUUGUUUAUGAUUUAUUUUUUUUGUGUAUAUUUUCUUUUAUGAUUCUGCAUUUUUAAGAGAAAAUAUUACCAUGUCGAUUAGCCAGUACCUAUACCAAAGGGUGAUUAACGCCACUUUUCUCAAUUUUGAGAAUAAUGGGAUUUACUUAUAAAGUAAUGAAAUAAAAUUAAGGCAAAAAAAAACUUGAAAAAACAAAAAAAAAUUGAAUAGAUAUAAUGACAAUAUACAUGAUUUGUCUGACAUCUCUGAAAUUAUUCUGCCUUUUUGACUGUAAAUAGUUUAAUAUUAUUGCAUACAUUAGCAUCAUUUUGUUCCAUGAUAAAUGUUUGGAAACCAUCUUGAGAAUAUAAUGCAUUAUAUAUUUUGAGAGAUAUAUAUAUUUGUUUCAACUAUGCCUGUGAACAGAGACGUUUUAUGCUAAAAUUUCCCUUGUUAGUGCAACAUAUUAAAGAUAGAAAAUGAAAAUUGCUCUUUUUCAUAGCUCUUGCAUUUAAAACUACAUUUUAUGGACUUUGUAGAGUAAAAUAAAUAUAAGCUGAUGCAUAUUUCACUUGUGUCCCUUAGUUUGGACCUGUUUAUUGAUUUCAUUUUAUUUUGACUUGUUCUUUGUUUGUGAAAUCAAUCAAUUUCGAAAUGAAGACAACAUUGGCUACCACUGCAGUACUGUCGUCUAAAUUGAACUUGAAAUUUGUGAUAUUUGGUCUCGCAUUCCUCAUUACUGUCACAUUGCAACUCAAAAUGACCGUGAGUCAAUAUGCAAAAAAAAAAAGAAGUUUGAAUGUAUUCUUUGAAAUCCAUCAUUUUGUGUCCGUUUUAAAAAUGUUUUUGUGUUUUUUUUUCUCUAAUCUAUCACAGUGCUUUGUGAUGGCUGGUCACAUACACUUUUGUUCUGUAGGUAUCUGUUUUAAGACUAUUUUUAGUGAAAAGGAGAAUAAUUUGAAAAUAUCCUGUUGUUUUCUCAGGGUAAUAUAUGUGUAAUUUUUUUCUUUCUCUCUUUCUUAUCCGUCUUUGACUCGUAGGUUUGUUAAUUUUUACUCUGUCACAUCUCUGCCAAGUGUUUUAAACAUUUAGAAUCAUUACUAAUGCGCUUAGGAAUCAGUAUUUUUAAUUCUAAAUUCAUGAGCUAUUUUCAUAAGUUUUCAGCUAAAAAAGUAAAUUUCCAAGAUGGUUUGGUAUUUGAGAUAAUUUAAAAUAUACUUUGACAGAAAUCAACUACUUUAUUCUUUUUUAAAGAACAUUUUGCUUUAAAUGAAUGGUAAAAUACAGCAGGGGAGUAAAGUCUAUGGUUAUUAGAGGGUGAAAUAGGGUUUGAAUAUGCCUCUGAUUUGAAUAUAUUUUAUUUCAAUUUGUUGUCUUCGCUAUGAGCACAGUGUGUAAGACAUGCCUCCUGCCAAUAUCCAGAUGUGCUGCCAAGUUUGGCCUUUUUAUCUUCCAACUGUUAACUCUUCUUUUUUUUUCGUGGUCUCAUUUGUAUUGUUGAAGUCAUGAACAGAGUCGUUGAAUAUUGUUUCUCUUCUUCCCCUAUUCCCCUAUCACUUGUUAUGCUUUCAUCGUAUUUUAUCCAGGACUCACUCUAAUCAGUGCUAAUGUCUGUUUUCCAAGGUUCAUUUUUAUGUGCUGUCCAUUCCAUUGUUUCUGGGGGUUAUUUUGCCUUGUGAAUUCAUUUGUUUCAUCCACGUAAAGAGAUAAUCACUAUUGACACCUAUUCUCAUUACCACCAAAAAUGUAGCUGUUCUGUAAAACUAAAAUUGUGCAAAUAAUAUAUGUAGUGUGUUGACUCGUUACUAAAGAAAAAAAAAUUAGCCAGAGGUGAAAUUGAAUGCAAUGGUACUCUUCUUGUGGAUGUUGUUUACAUUUUAUCCCUGAAUUACAAUGGUUAUUAAGACAAGGUGACAACUUUUAGAGUAAGUUAUAUAUAUCUAUAUAUGAAAAAUCUAGUGCGAGAAACAACGAACUGUACACUUCCAUUGCUUGUGUAUAAUAUGUAUGUGUAAUUCAUACUCUACUAGUGCCUAUGUGAUGAAAUGAAGAGAAAUUUACUUGGCAGUCUUCUAAACUCACAUUUUUUGAGCCAUUUAAACAUUAUGACAUUAUGUAACUUGUAUUCAACAGGCAUUCCGUAGUACUAGUCUCUGUGCCCUUAUGCAGAAAAGAUGUGUAAUAGGCAAUUUGUAACUUGUAAAGUACAAAUGAAAAUGUAAAAAAAAAAGAAAAAAUGUAAAAAAGAAAAAAAGACCAAAAAAAAAGAGUAAAUACCGACUUUUGUUUUUUAUGUCGGGUGCAAUUUUGUUCUUGAUGCCAAUGAUAAUGAAUGAAAUAAUAUCUACCUGAUAUGUUAAAUGCCUUAUUCACUUAGUCUUAUACAGUCUAUGUAAGAUUAUAUACUUAUAUUAUACGAAAUGGCUGUUCAAUCUUGUGCGAUUUUAAUUUUGUACUGGUAAGCAAAAAAAGAAAAAAAAAACGAAAAAAAAAGGAAAAGUUCUUGUAUUAUAUACUUUAUAUGAAUGUUUGAUUACAAUUGAAUGUCGUAAAUUGAGAUUUUUUGAAAUGAUGAAAAUAAAAUGUGGAAGGCGUGAUGUGAUCAACCUUACACAGAAUGUGCCCCUUGACGGUACAAAUCAGUUCUAAACGCAAUCAUGAUAAUUUAUGAAGGUAAUUAUCUGGAUAUAGAGUGACAUAAAUACUCUUUGAUUUCAUACUACGGGUGUGUGUCUGUGUUAUGUCCAAGAUUGAAUAUUUGAGAACUUAUCUUCCAUGCUGGAAAAGAAUGUGAUGGAAAAAUUUUCAAAAAAAGAAAAAAAAAAUGAUGAAAAAAUAAUAAUAAAAAAAAAUGUGAGAAAGGGUUAACCAAUGUAUAAGUAUUAUUUCAUUAUCAAGAUGUUGAGUGUGUGUGAAUUUUACGGACACGUAUGAUUGCAUAAAAGUUUUAUUCACUUGUAUCUAAGCCAGGUUGUAAACUAUUGGAAUAUCAAAUAGCACUCCUUUAAAAGCAAGGAUGGUUUCAAACAUUAAAGUAUAGAAUUUUAUGAUGAAAGUGUUUUUUUUUCUUUUGGGUAUUUGUACAAACUUAGUGGUAGCUGUUUAAAGACCUUGUGUGUGUUUUCAAGCCAUUUACCCAUCUUGUACCAAGUAUACAUAUAUUGUACAAUUGUUUUUCAUUCUUCAAAAAUUGAAUAAUAGCAUGUAUUGUGUAUAAAAUCCCUUUUACGACCUACUUAUAACCGGCAAUAUGUAGUUCGUAAGAAACGUUUUGAAAAAUUUAAUUUUUUGAUGUCAUAUACUAUAUUUUGCUUCUCUCAAUUUUUUCACUUGUAUGAUAUUUUUUGAAAGUGUUGCAGUAAAGAUAAUCCGUUCAUUGAUAAUGCAUGUGUAUUGUAUAUGUCAAAGACAAUUAAAAUGAAGUGCAUUUUAGUAUUUUUUCUCCUGUGGCAUUUUUGUGAAGGUCACGCCUGUAUGUGCAGCUCUCUAAUAUUGAAAUGAAAGGAAAUAUUUCUUGUUUUGCUAUGCCUCUGGCGAUCACUGUUUUUGUGAUAUGUAUAUCAAUAAAAUUGCCAAAAAAAAGAAGAAUUCUAAUGCUUAUAAGUUCAAAGUGGUGACACAACAUACAUGUAAAGUGGUACAUUAACUUCUUUAUUUUUAAUAAUUAUUAUAUUAUGUUUGUAUGCAUUCCACAACAAAGAAGGAUCCAUUAGAACUUUAGAUUCCCAAUGUGGGAUUAACUCAUGAACUUAAAUGAAGUAGUAAUUAAAGAAUAAGCUGAUAGUUUUUUCACAUUUUUUUUCUUGUACAGUGAUAUGAAUGUACCGUUAUUACUUGCCCACCCCCAAAAUAAUAUUUAAAAGGGGUUCUUCAAUCUGACGGUGCUAGUCUACACAAUAUGUCAGAAAAUCAAAUGCAAAAAAAAAAGAAAAAAAAGAAAAAAAGUAAAAAAAAAGAGUUGAUUGAUUUUUCAAAGUCUUUCCCUAUAAAAACAAAUAUUUUGCAAACCAUGAUAGAACUUUACUGUAAUGCUUAAAAUGAAAUGUGCAUGUUUGUUUUUGAAUAUGUGUGUAUACUGUAAUUAACCAUAUUUUUGUUUUGGUUGUUUUAGAGCGGGUGGUGGACUGUUUCAAGUUAUCACCCCUCCCAAGGAGAGAGAGUACAGUGUGAAGAUGAUUUAUUUGUAUUAUCAUUAUAGGCCCUUUGUAGUCUUUAUAGUUUUGUGUAGUGACUUAGAUUGAUGUAGCACAAUUUAGCAGGUAUUACAGUCGUUUCAGGUACUAUAUAUAUUAAAUAUAUAUCCAUCUUUCACUCUUGGCAGGCUGCUCGUCAUAUUGUGUAUAUAAAGCAAUUUGACAUGUUUCUUACCAAAUAGAUUUGUUAUGCUUUUUUAAAUCGAUAAAUAAAGCACACUUAGAUAGAGAUACAUAUUGGUAAUUAAGAUAACAAUCUUUUUAAAAAUGGUCAUCAACCAACUGCAAAUGUAAUUGAAUGGGAUUGGAAUCAAAUUAUUUAAUAUAUUCACACUACCAAAUGUUAUUCGGAGAAUAGAAUGAAUGAGACCCCAAGAGUUUUCCCUGAAACCUAUGUUACUGUCCGAUUCUUAAAUAUUAUAGAUUCGCAAAAUUGGGAAAUGUGUUUAAAAAUGUUAAGAUAAGUAUUAAAUUUUCAGGUUAUAAUCAAAUACCAACAUUCACCUCAUUGUGAAGACAAAACUUGUUUUUUAUAAGUUACAGAUGAUAUAAACCUAUUAAUCUAUUUUAUUUGUGUUCAGUUGUUAUCAUUUAUUUUCAACUUGUCAUUAGUAUUAUUGACAUGUUUUUAGUUUUAAUAGAAUUCAUAUGGUCUUACAAGUACAAUAUAAUUUUCAGAUAUGCACUUUAAGUCCUGUGUUGCUACGAGAACAUAUCGAGAAAGAAAAAAAUGUGGAAGAACCUGCCUUGUUAAUGAGAAGCAAUUAGUGUCAAUACUAGUAUGAAAUAUGUCUUUGAAAUUCAUUGUGUGUUGUAAUUGUUGUUGUGAUUGAUUUGAAAAAAAACCCCAAAAGUUUCAACUAAACAAAACAAAACGAAAAAAAAAAUAAAAAAAAUGAUGGUGUGCAAAUGUGUUAUAUGUUUUGAAGGCACAUGCUAUGCAGUUUAGGAAUAGUUUUGUGUAGCUACUGUGCAAUGCACUCAACUUGUAAAGAAACCAUUUUGAUAGUUUAUCUUGAACGGUUUAUAUUCUGUAUGUACUACUUUCACACUUGUAUAUCUUUAUUACUAUUGUAUUUGUGAUAAUCAACAUGAAAAAAUACUGUAAUAAAAGAGGCCUGCUUAGUAAACUAUGCUUCCAAAUUGAAGUAAUUCUAAACCAUCCCAACACUCAAAUAUGUCAAGAAAAAAACAAAAACAAAAAAAUAGAAAGAUUGAAUCUAUAUUUAACGGAAGAAUUUGUAUUUUUGUGUUUUUUCUUUGACAAUGAAAUUUUGAAAUAACUGAAAGAUUGUAUUAGUGUAAAGUGUUUUUUAUGAUAUGAAAUUUUAAUGUUUAAUUUCCUUUUUUUGUGUGUCUAUUAAAUGCAACUUCAGAGAAUAAUUCUGUUUAUAACAAAUGGAAUAACAUGAGGGGGAUAAUGCAAAAGUUUAUUCAUGUAUGAGGAGGAAAACUGAUUUUCAUUGUAAUACUUUAUCAUUAUUUUUUUAAUGCUGCUGUAUUUGAUAGCUUAAUUGUGUAGUAGAAAUAGGCACUGGUUUUGUUGUGUAUUGAUGUUGUUUGGAGUAGCGAGGAUUGAGAAAAGAACCAACUUAAGCAAUGUAUCUGCAGACCGAAAAAUAGAAAUGGAUCGCACUGAACUUGCCAAUACUUACCAAUUGCUGACUUAACAACUUGUAUACAAAGCUUUGUGAUAACCAAAAUCAAAGAAAUAUACUGUAAGGGAAAUUUUACGAAUCUAAAGAGAAACACUUUAUUUAAGUCUUGUCAAAUCUUGCUGUGAAAAAUCAACUUGAUGUGCCUGGUACAAGCAACUAACCUAAAGAUAUUUGUCAACCAUUUUUAAAAUGUCGUCACACAUUUCUGUAAAAGUCACAUUGAUUUUUUUUUCUUCAAAACUUUCUGUUCAAUACUCUUCUUGGCUUAACAUGUUUAUGUGAGUGUACUGGAUGCGAUGAUACAGAUGGGAGAUGUUAUGAAUGAAAGAGUAUUUGAUAAUUAAGAUAAACCCUGCCAGUAUGUUUUCUAAUUCAUGUUAAAUGACUAUAAUUCUUUGAUUGAAGUACUUAAUUAUGGAGUGGUACUGAUUCUUUUGUUUUCUGUAAUGUAUUUAAAACUGUCAUUAUACCCUUUGUGCCUGAUUUAAAAAAAAGGACAAUACUCUGAACAUAGUCACUAAAAACCAUGGACCAUGUCAUCUCAAGCCUUUCAAAAUCGUCUUCAUUCUCUUCUUAUUUUGUGAUGAAUGCUCCCCAACUAUGCUCAUUCAUUCUCGUAGAGAUCUGAGACAUCACAAUCUAGCCUGAUUGGAACAAGAAUGGUUUAUAGAAAUAAGUAUUAUAUUUGCACUUCCUUCUAGCAUAUAUAUAUAUGCCUUUUUUGAUGCAGUACAUGUUUAACAAAAGGAUAAACUGCUUAAUAUUACCUUAAUCUUCAUAAGGAGUAUUCUUUAAAUUCUUUACGUUAUUACUUACAGAUUAUAUGUUACAAUAUACGCCAUUCAUUUUGUUAGUGUCUGACAAUCAAAAUGUGUUUUGGAAAUGUAAUAAUCCACCUUUUGAUAUUUCAUAGAUUCCUUUUAAAUUAACAUAAUUAUCAAAUAUAUAUUUAUACUUUAAUAAUUGUUAAUAAUAUUGGAAUACUUGGAAAUAUACAGGUUACGUUUGUAAGUUUAGUGUACUCCCAAUGUCCCACUUUUAUGUCUUCAGUAAUCAGUACAAAAUAGCAAUGUUGCAAUUUAAACAGUAAUGAUUUUAGAUUAUUUGACUAGAAGAAGUGUUAUCAGUGCUAUAUUUGCAUAAUGCAUACCAUUGCCCAUAUUUUAAUUUUUCAUGUAUAAGCUACGGUUUGUUUCCUCUGUUUCCUCAAAGAAACUGGGACAUUUUUUAGCCUAUGCUUGGUUACUUUCAAGAUUAUACUUUAAAGAAACAACAGAUUUUCAAAGAAAAAAAAACUUUUACCAUAGUAUAAGCUCUCUCAGUACUGGCCAGAAUAUACAAUAUUUCACCAAUUGGUAGUUUCUAUUUAAUUGAAUGUUUGAAAAGGUUUAUUUCCUAAGUUUCAUGAAAAGUAUUUUUUUAAAUAAUACUUUGUGGUACUUGUUUGCCCAUCAUUUUACACCAGAAAAAUACUUAACAAUACCCAAGAAUUAAUACUCUCUAAUCAAGACACUGUGAUUAUAUAUACUGCCCAAAUUAAGCAUCUUAAUCGAUCUUGAAAAAAAAGGUAAAAUAAAGGAAAACUCAUAUUUAGAGGGGAAAACCGCAUUACUGCAUGCUAUUUACUGCAGUUUUUUGGGGGAAAUAUACAAGAUUUGUUAGCUCAGAUAUUGUGAUAAGGAUUUUGAUGUUGAGUAGAAAUUGACAUUAUAUCACAUUAUGAUGUAGUUUGUAAGAACAGUUCGUAAUUAUACUGAUUUCUGAUAUACAGUUUUGGAAAGUAUAUUUCUUAAAAUGACAAUAAUGUGAAGGAGAAUUUUAUCAGUAUAGGAUGGUGAUGGUUGUAAUAUUCCAAUAUUCUUGGCACGUUGGAUGCAAACCAUGUGCUACCCAUUUCGCCUUCUGAUACAUUUCAGGCUGUAGAAAUAAGCUAUAUUUAAAUCAUCGAGUACUUGGCCACAUCUUUCCAACAUUAUUCUCUCUUUAUCAACCCAAAUUGUGCUUCCAUAGUUGGAAAAUUUGAGAUGUAGUUUGUUGUAAUAAAACAGGAAUUGUCAAAGUAGACUAAUGGCUCUUUUUCCCUGCAAAAGUUGAUAGCAAUGUGAAACUUAUGUAUAUUUGCAGUAGGAUUUUGUGUGUGUGUGUUAACAGUGUCAAAGAAAAGGCAGAUGGAAAAGGACAUGAGAAAAGGUUUUUUUUAAAGGAAGUGAAACAGAUUUGGCAAAAUCUAUUUGGAUGUAACAGUAGGAGUGAAUUUCAAUAUGUCAACAAUACGAGACAGUGUAUGUAUAGAUGAAACCUAAUACGCAUAUUUUUUUCUUUUUUGGUGUGUGCUCAAAAUAGACCUUGUUGGAAU
Molecule: messenger RNA, 22151 nt
Organism: Lytechinus variegatus (green sea urchin)
Lineage: Eukaryota; Metazoa; Echinodermata; Echinoidea; Temnopleuroida; Toxopneustidae
Product: hornerin-like
Exons: 18
Coding region: 1037-6286 (1749 amino acids)
Biological process (GO): miRNA-mediated post-transcriptional gene silencing; positive regulation of nuclear-transcribed mRNA poly(A) tail shortening
Cellular component (GO): P-body; nucleoplasm
Molecular function (GO): nucleic acid binding
Source: RefSeq, a predicted model, not a curated record